This is a messenger RNA of Drosophila biarmipes, 1492 nucleotides long. RefSeq lists its product as uncharacterized. NCBI's taxonomy places the organism in Eukaryota, Metazoa, Arthropoda, Insecta, Diptera, Drosophilidae. The coding region runs from base 206 to 1378 and encodes 390 amino acids. The record is from RefSeq and is a predicted model, not a curated record. The transcript has 2 exons.
GGGUUCAGUACGAUCUUUUGGAGUAUGUGUGAUAGGUGUAUUUUAUUUCGUGUCUACAAAAUUUCAGAUAAAUUUCAGCAACACACAGGCAGGUCUUCCAAAUUAGUUUGCUCUUGAAAUUCGAAACCAGAACUGCUGCGGGCCGGUGGCGAUUUUGAGAGACCUGGGAAGCUGACUCGCUCAACAGAAAAUUCAAGAGAUCGCCAUGGACAGAAGCCACAAGUCGGAUGAGGCCUUUGGUCACAACAGUCGCCGCGUCAUGUGGAAGCUUAGCGAGGAGGAGGAAACCUUCGAUUCCCUGGUUAACUAUCGCCGCCUUCCAGUGCGCAGCCAGUCCGACCAUCAAAACCGAAGCCAGGUCAGCGGUGCGCCCACCAAGAAACGGACGGCCACUGAGAAUUGGCUUCUGCUAGUGCGCGACCUAGAGAAGAAGGAAGCCAGCAGCAUGGAAGAGGCCAAGAAGUCGUCCAGCCAGCGGGAGACGUCUUGGAGUGCCCAUCCCCAAACAUCGGCCACCUCGCUGCCCGAGGUGAAGGAGACCAGCGCCAAGGAACGGGCCAUCAUCUACUGGCGGCGUCUCUUCGAUGGCAUCCACAAGCGGCAGAGGGGCGAAAAGAAGUCAGCCGGAGUGGAGCAGGAGGAUCCGGCGGAAAUCGUUCUUACCGCAAAGCCCAGCCUGGCAUUGCGCUACAAGCCCUCCCACGAGUCGCUGAAGCACAAGCGGAGCAAGGACCUGGCUCCCGAGCGAUGCCCGAGCUCGACCCGGGCGUCGACGUCCUGCAAACUGGUGUCGGACAUUCAGCUGGAGUCCUUCAGCCUGCCGCCGCAGCAGACGUGCGUGGUGCGCGAGGUGGCGCCUCGGUUCGCCCACCGAAGGCGGCUGUCGAUAGCCAACGACACGGACUCAUGCUGCUCCGGCGAGCUGGAGGUCCCCAAAAACAGUCCCGUCCAGGACCAGGAGCCAGGACCCCGACCGCGCAGCGAACUGAUCAGUGUCCAUGUCUCAGCGCCCACCAGCUCCUCGUUCAUGGAGGCGGCGCGGCGGAGCACAUCCCCGGUGAGGCGUCGCACUGCGGUGAGCAAGGUGGCCGCCGGGACGAAGGGCGGAUCAUCACCAGCAGCGGGGGGCAACAAGUGCUCCAGUGCCAGUAGCGGCAGUGCGGGCACCACCACCACCCUGCCCACUUUCCGGCAGCGACAGCAGGAACUGCAUCGCUAUCGGGUUAUGAUAGAGCGACGCCGACUCGAUCUUCUGGAGCUGAAGAUAGCCCGCGAGCGCGAGGAGGCGCUGCACAACGAGAUCCUGUUCCACAAGGACCUGCAGAUCAAGGACAACAUGAUCAAGGCGUACGAGGACAACGACUGCUCUAAUGCUUAGGGCCUUUCAUUUCGCUUUUAAAUUCAUGAAGGUUUCCAAAAUAGUUCGCCAUUGCACUGGCCGCAGUAGUUCAAAACUCUCACCUAAAAUAAACAACAAUCAUUUCACACCAAA